CCGUCUGCACAGACCUCAGGCUGAAGAGCUCCUGGAUCUAAUUAUGGACAGCCUUCAGUUAUUUUUGUGGUGACUGCGCACCGGGGACUACUCCACUGGAAUACCUCGCUUGGAUCAAACAAAUCGCCAGCAAAGACGUAGUUAAAAAAAGAAAAAGAAAAAAAAAGAAAAGAAAGAAAAGAGAAAUCCCACUUUCAUUUGGGAAGAUGGAACUGUAUCAAAGAAAUGAGAGGAUUGUGGUUACUGGGGCCAGUCUGAGAAUGUCAGCGUGAGGAAUCAUCAAACAAAUGGCAAACAAGAUGGCAAAAGUGUGCAGUGAAAGCUCCUUUUCAGCAAGACAUCGGCCGUCCACCAACACAUCCGACGAUGAACUCGCUGCCAUGGAAAAUGGGGACAGCAGGGCCCACUCUCUUCGUGAAGACGCCUCCGCGAGAGCCUGGUCCUCAGGGUCUCAUAGAAGCCCACACAGAGGUGGCGGGGCAUUGGCCAGGCUGUCUUACCUCUUCCUCAUGCUGCGGGACUUGGUGUCUCACAGAGUGAACCCCAUAGAGGAGAGGAAUGACUCCUUCCUGGAGCGCAUCAGAGGCCCGGCCCUUAAAGAUGCAACCAGUGGGGAGAGCGACACACACAGAAAGAAAAAUCUUUCCAGUAAAUGGCCUCUUGCUGCUUACAACAUAAAUAACUGCAACAACACAGAUGACAAAAAAGAGGACAAAAAAGACGAGAUCAAGAAAGACGAGAAGAAGGAAGAGGAAAAAAAAGACGACAAGGACGGAGACAAGAAGAAAGAAGAAAGUAAGGACGAGAAGAAAGAUGAAAAGAAAGACGAGAAGAAAGAUGAAAAGAAAGACGAGAAGAAAGAUAAGAAAGACGAUAAAAAGAAAGAGGAACCUCCGAAAGAAAUCUGGAUUAUGGAUCCAGCUGCGGACCAGUACUACAGAUGGCUGAGUGUCAUUGCGGGCCCAGUAUUUUAUAACCUGAUCAUGAUUGUAACAAGGGCCUCCUUUAAUGAGCUCCAAUCUUCGUAUACCAAACUCUGGAUAGUCUUGGACUAUACCUCAGACGUCAUCUACUACAUGGACACAUUUGUCAGAUCGAGAACAGGUUACCUUGAACAAGGACUGUUGGUAAAAGAUGCCAAAAAACUGAGAGAUAAAUACAGAACGACAUCUCAGUUCAAAUAUGACAUGAUUUCAAUGAUACCCACAGACCUGCUCUUUCUGCAGUAUGGAUUUGACAAUCCAGAGUUUCGUUUCAACCGUCUUUGCAAAAUCCAGAGGCUCUUUGAGUUCUUUGAGCGCACCGAGACGAGAACCAGCUUCCCGAACAUGUUUCGUAUCAGCAAUCUCGUGCUCUACAUCCUCACCAUCAUCCACUGGAAUGCUUGUGUUUUCUUUUCCAUUUCGAAAAGCAUUGGCUUUGGAUCUGACACGUGGGUCUAUCCCAACAUCAGUCACCCAGAGUACAGUCGCUUGGCACGAAAGUACAUCUACUCCCUAUACUGGUCGACACUCACCCUCACCACCAUCGGAGAAACCCCAGCACCAGUAAAAGACGUUGAAUUCCUCUUUGUCAUUGGGGACUUUCUCACCGGUGUGCUAAUCUUUGCUAGUAUCGUCGGUAACGUUGGUGCCAUGAUCUCCAACAUGAAUGCCUCUCGUGCCGAGUUUCAGGCAAAGAUCGACUCCAUAAAGCAGUACAUGCAGUUUCGAAAAGUCACCAGAGACUUGGAGGCCAGAGUGAUCAAAUGGUUUGACUAUCUUUGGACCGAAAAGAAGACCUGCGAUGAGAAAGAAGUUUUGAAAAGUCUCCCGGACAAGCUUAAGGCGGAGAUCGCCAUCAACGUCCAUUUGGAUACGCUAAAGAAAGUGCGAAUUUUCCAGGACUGCGAAGCUGGUCUGUUGAUUGAGUUGGUGCUCAAGCUGGAGCCACAGGUGUUCAGUCCCGGAGAUUACAUCUGUAAGAAAGGGGAUAUUGGCAGGGAGAUGUACAUCAUAAAGGAAGGAAAGCUGGCAGUGGUGGCGGAUGAUGGAGUCACUCAGUUUGUGGUGCUCAGCGACGGGGCAUACUUUGGAGAAAUCAGUAUCUUAGGCAUCAAGGGGAGUAAAGCCGGUAACCGACGAACGGCCAACAUCCGAAGUGUGGGUUACUCUGAUCUCUUCGCCUUGUCCAAAGACGACUUGAUGGAGGCGCUCACCGAGUAUCCGGAUGCCAAGAAAGCUCUGGAAGAAAAGGGCAAAGCCAUCCUUAUGAAAGACAACCUAAUCGACGAGGCGGUUGCGAAUGCGGGCGCGGACCCCAAAGAUCUGGAAGAGAAGAUUGUGAAACUGCAGGACAACCUGGACGGGAUGCAGACCAAGUUUGCUCAGCUGAUGGCAGAGUUCACCUCCACCCAGGCACGGCUGAAGCAGAGGGUCACUCAGAUGGAGGGAAAAGUGAAAUCCAUAAAACCGGAGGACCUCGCCGAAGUGGUGGCUGACAAAGACAAAAAGGUCCAGUGAAAGAAAAAAAAAAAAAAACAUUACUGGAGAACUUUGAAAGUGAUUCUCUUUUAUUUCAUAUCAAUGCCCACAUUUUUAACUAUUUAUACGUCGUGUUUAUUAUCACCACAUUAUGUGUCAAACUGUGUACAGUGAAUGCAGAGGGUCUCUUUUUGUGCUUUUUGACUAACUGCUACUUUUGUCAUCUUGAAACAUUUUGAGUGUGUUGAGCGGAAGCACUUGUUUAUGCCAAACAUUGGCUUUUCAUAGCCUUAGGAUGACUGUUUCCCCCCCUCUGAUAAGAAUUCAGAUUAUUCAGGUAAAUGUAUUGCUCUUCUUAAGCUGCAUUGUUUACUGUAUAAAAAUGUCAACAUUUAAAAAAGCCAGGAUUGUUUAUAUGUUACUGUCAGCAUACUCUUACAAAUAUGAAUGUUAUAUGCAAAUAAAAUGUUCAUAUUAAAUAACUUCUUUGUCCAUGUGUGGAAAAAAAAAAGUCAAACUUACUUUGAAAACAGAUCAUAUUCAACUAAUUUCUGAUGGACAGUAACUAGCUGCUUAUGACUAUUACUGUCUUAACAAUCCCUGCCUUACUUUACAUUUCCAGCCUCUUUAAAUGCUAGCAAUCGAAAAUAAUUUGUCAAUUAACAAAUAGCUGGAACUGCUGAACACUAUAACUCCUCAUACGGCAUCUAUUGCUUAACCUGAGAAAUGAAUUUUAAUGUUGGUGUUUCUAGAUAGCUUUAAACCACCUAAGUAAUAUCACACUGGUUCCUAUCCAGCCAAAAUUGUUGGUCUAUGAAAAAAAACAUGCUACAUUAGAAAAUGAAAUGCAUUUUAGGAAACAUCAAGUCCUACCACAUUUUGUAACUUUGAAUGUCACUUUUUGAACAGUACCGUCUUAUCACAGUGCACUGUUUACUUAAUAGAGUUAAAGUGACCAUUUUGUUUAAUUUAUUUAUUUUGACCAUUUUUAAUCAUGCACUAACCAGCAGGGGAUGCUUUGAGUGCCCCAUGUGGUCAAAUAGUUAAUAGCUACAUUAACCAGAAAGUAGGUUGAGCUGUUGUCAGUUGUAGCCAGUUCAAGACUCCAGGAUGUGCGUCGUCAGAGUAACAUGACACGGCGCAAAAUCACUGCUGAGAUAUUAGCAUUAGCCCAACAUCCUGGCACAGAAAAGAAAUCUGUGACUUGGCUAGUAAUCAAAUGCCACAGUUAGGUUUUAUACCAUGCGAAUACAGGAAUUUACAACAAAUCUACAAUUUUUCACCUUUAUUUACCUUGCAUAUUGGAGAGUUUACAGAAGGGUUUUCACAUUUUCUGCAAAUUCUUUACAUACCUGAGAUACUUGGCCAAAUCAAACACUUAUUGUGGCUGUUUCCCUUAAACAGGCCUUGCACAUUUGGCAAGUGCGCAAAUCAGUAACUCAUAGGAAACGAGUCAAGAGACGCUUUCUUAAAAGAUCUCACACACUAAACCAAUCGCUAAGUAUUCUUAAAGGGGCGGCAUUAUGCACUUUCCAGGCACAUGGUGCCAUUUUAUAGCACAAUCGAGUAACUACGUUACUGUCAGUUCUUAUAAAAUGCUGUAUAUAUCUAACAUGACUGGAAAGAAAUUUGACUUUGCAAUUAAAUCCUUGAUAUUGGGCCUCUGUCUCUUUAAGAAGCUCCUGUUCUUUUUGAAACUCAGCCUUCAGGAAGUCAUCACAACGUUUCUCCAUUAAGCUGCUUACAGCCGUCCAUAGGAGCAUUGCAAGUAGUUUACUAAUUGCUACUGCCACUAGUCUGGAGGAGCUGAAAGGAGUGGAAAAUGUGGCGUUAGGUGAGAACAAGUGUUUAUGUGCCCACAAUGGUUGCCAUGGGAGAUUCAAGGAUUACUCAAACAAGCACUAAAGAAAAAGCAACACUCCAGGUGUGUUUUUGAU
Molecule: messenger RNA, 4399 nt
Organism: Xiphophorus maculatus (southern platyfish)
Lineage: Eukaryota; Metazoa; Chordata; Actinopteri; Cyprinodontiformes; Poeciliidae
Gene: cnga3a
Product: cyclic nucleotide-gated channel cone photoreceptor subunit alpha-like
Exons: 9
Coding region: 288-2501 (737 amino acids)
Biological process (GO): monoatomic cation transmembrane transport
Cellular component (GO): intracellular cyclic nucleotide activated cation channel complex; plasma membrane
Molecular function (GO): protein-containing complex binding; intracellularly cAMP-activated cation channel activity; cGMP binding
Source: RefSeq, a predicted model, not a curated record